Molecule: messenger RNA, 390 nt
Organism: Ilex paraguariensis (yerba mate)
Lineage: Eukaryota; Viridiplantae; Streptophyta; Magnoliopsida; Aquifoliales; Aquifoliaceae
Source: the annotation of a GenBank genome assembly
AUGGCGGCCUCAACCUCUGCUUACCUGAAGCUCCUCAGCGUUGGUACUAAGAUCGUCGCCAUCGGCCGCAACUACGCCGCUCACGCCAAGGAACUCGGCAACGCCGUCCCCAAGGAGCCGGUGUUGUUUCUGAAGCCGACGUCGUCGUAUUUGGAAAAUGGAGGCACGAUCGAAGUUCCGCAUCCCUUGGAAUCGCUCGAUCAUGAAGUGGAGCUUGCCGUUGUGAUCGGUCAAAAAGCUCGCGAUGUUCCUGAGGCCACUGCUAUGGAUUAUGUUGGAGGUUAUGCACUUGCACUGGAUAUAACUGCAAGGGAAAUCCAGUCUUCUGCCGAGAAGCAAAUAUUCUUUGGCUUUUAUCCCAAUUUAAUUUGUGGAAUCUUAUUCAAAUAA